This is a messenger RNA of Pomacea canaliculata, 1853 nucleotides long. Its product is annotated as tenascin-like. NCBI's taxonomy places the organism in Eukaryota, Metazoa, Mollusca, Gastropoda, Architaenioglossa, Ampullariidae. The transcript is spliced from 5 exons. The record is from RefSeq and is a predicted model, not a curated record. The coding region runs from base 299 to 832 and encodes 177 amino acids.
UAGAAAAAUAGAUAAGAAAACAUUUCUGGUCACCAAGAGGUGUAAUGUAGAAAUAUAUAAUAACUCAAUGAUCGCUCGAGGCAGGCCCUGACAUUGCCAAGAUGUACAAGUGUGACACACAAACUUGCUGUAGACUUGACCAAUCAGCACAGGUGCUCUGUAGUACAUAGCAACCCACCAUGGUUACAGUGUGUGUCAACAUGUGUAGUUACUAGGGUGGAGGAAAUAAAAGACCACCAAGCUCCACCCCAAAGCCAGUCAGCGCCGGGCGACAUCAAGCAAGAGAAAGACAAGGACAAUGCAGGCGAUACUCCUAGUGACUGUCUUCUCCUGUCUCCUUGCGGCUGCUCAGGGAGCUGGAGCUGGAGAGGCCUGCGACGCUACAAAUACUUGCGCUGAUACUAACUCCGCCUGUGUAGCAUCCAAGUGUGCCUGCAAUGAUGGCUACACUCAGUCUGGCACAACUUGCAAUAAAACACCUCAGGCAGCUGGACCUGGAGCUGGAGAGGCCUGCGACGCUACACACAAGUGCGCUGAUGCCAACGCCGCCUGCGUAGCAGCCAAGUGUGCGUGCAAUGAUGGCUACACUCAGUCUGGAAAAACUUGCAGUAAAACUCAGGCAGCUGGACCUGGAGUUGGAGAGGCCUGCGACUCUACACACACGUGCGCUGAUGCUAACUCCAACUGUGUAGCAGCCAAGUGUGCGUGCAAUGAUGGCUACAUUCAGUCUGGAAAAACUUGCAGUAAAAACGGAGGUGGUCGCCUUUCUGUUUCCUCUUGGUUCCUCGCUGGAAGUCUCAUCAUGCUUUUGAUGGCACUGAGUCUGCCAUAAGAUACUGUCUGACCUGCUACUGAGACCCACCGAAACUGGACUUGAUAUCAUCUUUGACUGAAAUGUUAUUAUAAUCUUUUAAUUUUUUUCAGUAGAGGAAUUAGUAAAACAAAUUUAAAGUUGCAUGCCAAAACAAAAUUGCUUUUAAAAUGAAUUCUGAGAUGCAUUCAAAAGAAAACGAAGGAAAAAGCAUUUCAAGUAGAUUUUGAACAAAGAAGUAAAACUAUCGGAAAGACGUUUGCGAACAUAAAAGAAAAAAAAAUAGCAUAAAGUAAAAGACCUUGACCAGCCAUAUUAUAUAUUGGAGAAUAAAGCCUACAGCACGCAGUUGUUGUUGUAUAAAAUUAAAGUCGGACUAAAGCUCCAUUAGUUUCUCUAACAUUUGAAGUAAGCACUUUUUACCGUAUCCUGCACAAAAUUAUUGUUUAUAUGAAAAUAAUCAGACAAAAUGUUUUCUAUGAUUAUUUUUUUCAAUAUCUGGGCUUUGCAACUUUUGAUACUUCGAGUUAAAAUUAGUAAGUUUCAUUUGAUGAACAAAUCAAGAUCGGUACUGAGUCCUUGGGGUAGAAUUUCUUCUUCAUUGAGGUACUAAGUGAUGUGCACUUUUUUUCAUUUUCAGUGUUUUAAUCUUUAUCUCUGUUUUUAUUUUUUAUCUCCUACUUGCUGUCUUUCUUUCUUUCCUUCUUUUUGACUCUCUCUCUUUCUCUCUCGCAUGUUCACAGUAUGAACCUGACGGUAAUCGCCAGGUGAAAGUUCAAGUCCCUCACUGAAAAAAAAAAACAUUAUACCUUCCAAGCCAUCGUUCGAUCUGCUUUUCUUUUGCAACUUUCUUUUGAACAGAUGACUAAGUCACGACUUAAAAUUGCUUUUGUUUAUUUUGAUUGUUUAUUGGAUAAUACUUCACCAUACUUGUACUCUAAAGGUGCGUGUCUUUCUGUGACUUUUAUAAUUGUAAAAUUUACAUUCCGUCCAACAGCAUGUGAAAAAUUCAGUUUUCUUAUAAAUACUUUCUGCAAAACAA